Podarcis raffonei (Aeolian wall lizard) is the source of this 1506-nucleotide messenger RNA. RefSeq names its product perilipin-3-like. The transcript is spliced from 8 exons. Gene Ontology annotation, cellular component: lipid droplet; cytosol. NCBI's taxonomy places the organism in Eukaryota, Metazoa, Chordata, Lepidosauria, Squamata, Lacertidae. Gene Ontology annotation, biological process: lipid storage; positive regulation of triglyceride storage. The record is from RefSeq and is a predicted model, not a curated record. The coding region runs from base 164 to 1453 and encodes 429 amino acids.
CCUCCUCUUGAGGAGUUUGCUAUUACCCUGCAGAAAUAUCUGGGAUUACCCAAUUCUUUUUCCUUCAUUCAGUCAGCUGACUCGGCAACUGCAGAAACCCAGGUGGUGCCUCUCAUCUGUAAUCUACUUCAAAAUCUUUCUGCAGUGACAUUUCAUCAUCGCCAUGUCUAAUAAUGAAGGAAAUGGAAAAGCUGAGAGCCAUGAGGUCACCGAAAAGGGACAACAGUGUGUCAUACAAAGGCUAACUGAACUGCCCCUGGUCAGCAUUACCUGCGAGAUCCUUUCCACUACUUAUAACUCUGCGAAGGGGUCCCAUCCAGCUAUCCAUGCAGUCUGUGAUAUGGCAGAAGUUGGACUAAAGAAGAUUGCCUCCUCGGCAGUGAGCGGUGCACAGCCUGUCCUGAAUAAACUUGAACCUCAGAUCGUUUCAGCAAAUACCUACGCCUGCCAGGGCCUUGACAAACUGCAAGAGGCUCUGCCUGUUGUGCAGCAGACUAUUGAAAAGGUAGUACUGAAUGCCAAAGGCCUUGUCCAGGGUGCCAAGGAUACAGUGUCAGGUCUAGCAGGUGGGGUCAAAGAGGCUGCCCAGGAGAGGAUGAAGGUGGCCGUGUCUGCAGUGGUGGUUGGCAUGAACACCGUGAUGGAGGGCAAUAUGAAGCAGAUGGUGACGAGUGGUAUUGACCACAUGAUAGAGGCAUCUGUGGAGAUGAUAGAAUACUACCUGCCAGUAACAGAUGAAGAACUAGCUGCCCUCGCAGCCUCUAUGGUGAUAAACAACCCCGAAGAAGCUGCUGAAACAGCUCCUGUCAAAAAGGAGAAAGAAGAGGAGAGUUACUAUCGGCGCCUGGGCGCUCUCUCGGCCUUUUUCCGACACAGAGUCUACCAGAGUUCUCGGGCAAAGAUGCAAAGGAUCAAGCAAAGCACACAGGAGAUACUCUCCCAGUUUCAAGAAUCUGUUUUGUUGAUAAAGUACACCUUGCAGUCUCUGGAUAGGCAACUGAAUCCUAAAGUUGCUAAUCACCAGAAGGAAAUGGAACCAAUCUUGGUGGAGUGGAAUGGGAGUCUUCCAAUGCCAAGCCAGAGCUACGAAGAGAGUCUUUUAGAGGCAGAAUCGCAGGUUCUAAGCUUGACCUAUGGCAUCAGCCAGCAGAUGCGGAAUAUCUGCCAGACAUUCUUGGGUAACGCGCGGGGCCUCCCUGUUGAUCUCCUAGAAAAAGUGCAGCAAACAUAUAACAGCAUGGAAGAGCUGCAGGCAACCCUCUCCGGUGCCAGAUCCUUGAAGGACCUUCCCAGUGGUAGCCUGAAGGAGAGCCAGGAGAAGAUUGGGAAGGCCCAAGAGACCAUAUUUGAGACCAUGGAAUACGUGAUUUUGACAACAUUGGUGGCUGGGUCCUUUUUUCCUGCUCAAACCUCUAUGGAAGAAUCUGAAAAGGAGGCAAAGGCAGAGGCCUAAAAGAGUGUCAGAUGUGGGGUUCUGCUUGGAAGUUGUCUACUUCUCUUGGACCA